CAAUACAUCUGUGCAUCUAGCAGCUGGGAGCUGAGACUUGACAUCUCCGCUGAUACCACGACCACUUGCUCCAAGCGGUGACUUUUCACAUCAGUUUUUUUUUAUUAUUUUGCAGGAAAAUAGUUAUCAAACAAGUCGAAAAAGAACUGGCUGUCCAAAAUCAGAACAGUUCUGUGAUACCAUGGUUAUUUUACCGGUGUUAACUCUCAUUAUUAUAGGUUAUGAAAUAACCCCUGCUUUAACGUGUCAGUUCCCCACCGAUUGGAGACCUCUCAGCGAAGGAUGCAGAGCAGAGCUGGCUGAAAUUAUAGUCUAUGCUCGGGUCCUGGCCAUUCACCAGGACAUGUACAGCGUGUUCAACUAUCUGCCGUGGCAGUAUGAAGCCAGUCUGUUCUACUCGGCCGAGAUCGAGACCUUGUGUGACCAAGCGUGGGGCAGCAUGCUGGAGGUGCCCGGUGGAUCUCGGCUCAACCUCACCGGCCUGGGCUACUUCUCCUGCCAGUCUCACACCGUGCUGGAGAACAAUAGUUACUUCUUCUUCCUCAGGAUGGAUGACAAUUAUAACAUAAUUCCACAUGGAGUUAAUUUUCAGGAUGCUAUUUUUCCAGACACCACAGAGAACAGGAAGAUAUUUUCCAGUUUAUUCCAGUUCUCUAAUUGUACCCAAGGUCAACAGCUCCAAAGCUACACUGCUGACUGGGAGCUUCAGGAGGAUCACAGGCUCAUGUGUUCCACGGUGCAGAAGGCACUCUUUGAGGAAGAGGACAGAGUGAAGAAGCUGAUUAAUAGAGUGGCCAUGCUGGAGAGUCGCAACAAGCAGCUCAAAGACAAGGUGAAGAGAGUGAAACGCACCUUGCGGCAAGUGAAGAAGAACAGCCGGCGUGUGGAGCAACUAAACAGAAAACUGCUGGAGAAAACGUCAAACAGCGGCAGCCAGAACCCCCACUAUGCCAGACCUGACUCCAAUGUGGCGAUUCUCAAAGGAUAGCACACAGGCAGUGUAAAUGGCUCUGAAAUAAUUGCAGUUACUUUUGUUUGUCUUGUGAUUUACUCGAGCUAACGCAGGAGGUGCUGGGCAUUUCAGUUAGCACAGUCGCUGUACCCUACAGUGAUGCCCACCAAACCAUUGGGUCCCGUCCCCCAACCAUUUAACAAUAGUUUUAUAGUCUCAUCGCUUUAAGGAGAGGAAAGGAAAGCUGGAAAAUCUUACUGCGCGCAGUAUUAAUCGUUACUUAGACCACUUUGUGUUAAGUAUUUCUUGCUUUAGGAGCAGUGUUUCCUUUUGAGUAUAGUCCAUGUUUUACUCUUGUAAUUAAGAAAUAAAUAUCACCAUAGUUAGCAAAACAAUUGCUCGUACCAACACAUACUGACAAUAUCUCAGCUCCUCAGUGCUCUCCUCGUGCAGACUCGUAUUCUGCAGGAAUCAUGGCAUCUGUCCACCAUCUCGACAGCUUCCUGUAAGCCUUUAUGAUACACUUACAACAAAUAUAAUUUUUGAAAACUCUUUUUUGUAUUCAAGAAGUUAUCUAGCAUCGUGUCACUGUCUAGACAGUUUGAAAAUCACAAUCUACGUUUGU
Messenger RNA from Pristis pectinata (smalltooth sawfish), 1577 nucleotides. It is a transcript of the gene ccdc3a, whose product is annotated as coiled-coil domain containing 3a. The coding region runs from base 182 to 988 and encodes 268 amino acids. The transcript has 3 exons. The record is from RefSeq and is a predicted model, not a curated record. Gene Ontology annotation, cellular component: extracellular region. NCBI's taxonomy places the organism in Eukaryota, Metazoa, Chordata, Chondrichthyes, Rhinopristiformes, Pristidae. Gene Ontology annotation, biological process: negative regulation of gene expression.